AUGCCAAUCAACAUGUCCGGACGUGGUAAAGGCGGAAAAGUUAAAGGCAAGUCCAAGUCCCGCUCCUCCAGGGCAGGUCUGCAGUUCCCAGUGGGUCGUAUUCACCGUCUGCUGAGAAAAGGCAACUAUGCUGAACGUGUCGGUGCUGGCGCACCCGUGUACCUGGCUGCUGUGCUGGAGUACCUAGCCGCUGAGGUCCUGGAGUUGGCCGGCAAUGCUGCCCGCGACAACAAGAAAACCAGAAUCAUCCCUCGUCACCUUCAGCUUGCCAUCCGCAAUGACGAGGAGUUGAACAAGCUCCUGUCUGGUGUCACCAUCGCCCAGGGUGCCCUGGUCCAUGCACCUGUUCCUACGUACUCCCUAAAGGUUCCUGGUAUAUCUGUUUGGCCUCAUCUGAACAGUGCUCUAAUCGCCAUUUUCUAG
Messenger RNA from Candidula unifasciata, 423 nucleotides. NCBI's taxonomy places the organism in Eukaryota, Metazoa, Mollusca, Gastropoda, Stylommatophora, Geomitridae. The record is from the annotation of a GenBank genome assembly.